Molecule: messenger RNA, 594 nt
Organism: Metarhizium album ARSEF 1941
Lineage: Eukaryota; Fungi; Ascomycota; Sordariomycetes; Hypocreales; Clavicipitaceae
Exons: 6
Coding region: 1-594 (197 amino acids)
Source: RefSeq, a predicted model, not a curated record
AUGGCCACGAGAACGGUUCCCACAGGCGUGGAGCAGGUUCCCGCGGCAGGCAGGGUCUUGGGCAUGGUUGUUUCGCUUCUGUCGACCAGCAUCUUGGCUCUGUUCUUGACGCAGCGAUGUCUGGUCAUUCGGUCGUGGAGUCGUGUGCCCAUCGUGGUGUGGCUCGUCUUUGCCAUAUACACGGAUUCGUACAUCUUUGUCUUUGCGUCGGCCAUGCUGCAGCACUCCAUUGGCUUGAAUGCUAGCUUCAGAACUUGCGACAGCGCCAUUUUGAUCUGUCUCGUCUGUUAUGUUACUACCAAGUUUAUAUACCUGUUUCUUGUUGAAAAGGCGCACAUCAUUCGCGGCACGCCAAAGAAGAGAAUACGCUCGAGAUUGUACAUGUUCAACUCUCUGGGCAUGAUUGCCGUGUAUCUGGCCGUCGUGAUUCUCAACUUUUUAUUCCGGAUCGCCAAGCUGGAUGACGGGGAGUGCGUCAUCGGCAUGAAGAGCUUUGCCAUGAUUCCGCUCAUUUCCUUUGACACAGUUGUCAAUGUAUACUUGACAAUAAUUUUCCUGAUUCCCCUUCGCAGUGAGUUCUCUCUCUACUGUUGA